AUGGCAGAAUUGGCCCAACUCUGUCGGCUCCUCGAUGGGGUUACCUUGUCCUCGGAUCAUGACUCUUGGAAAUCCAAACUUUCUAGUGAUGGGCAGUUCUAUGUUAGAGACAUUCGUAAGCUCAUCGACUCCAAAGUCACCGUUCGGACUAAUAGUACAACCGUUUGGGUGAAUCUUGUCCCCUUAAAAAUAAUCUGCUUUGUUUGGAGGGCUAGUUUGGAUGAUAUCCCUUCCUCCAUGGCUCUUUCAAGGAGGGGUGUAGGUGUUGAUUCUACCAGGUUCCUCUUUUGCAUUAAUGGUGUGGAUGAUACGGAUCACUUGCUUAUUGCUUGCGAUCUCGCUAAGGAGGUGUUCAAGUAG
Molecule: messenger RNA, 360 nt
Organism: Lactuca sativa (garden lettuce)
Lineage: Eukaryota; Viridiplantae; Streptophyta; Magnoliopsida; Asterales; Asteraceae
Source: RefSeq, a predicted model, not a curated record